CACCUGCUCACAGUCUGAUCAGCCAUUGAACCGUGACGCACCUCCAUUGGUCCCAGCUAUAAAUCCUCGAUCGUUCCUCGGAUUCCGACAGACGAUCUGACUUCUCCAUUCUUUUUGUUCCGUUCUCUCUGUUCCGUUUUACCUCCGGACGCCAUGUCUUUCUCAGUUCUACCUUGCCUCAGUAUUUUUGUUCUCUGCCUCGCCAGUUUUCGAGGGGGCGUUGUUUUCGCUGGUCCUCUUGUAAAUGCAGAUGCUAAUAAUGGCACAACAGUUGAUAUCAGUACAGCAACAAGCUCGAAAAUAACCAUGACAACAAAUGCCGUCACAACUAAUAACGCUGCUAACAUGACUACAGCGUCCAUGACAACCAGCAGCCAAUCAAAUAUGACUACAAGCAGCCAAUCAAAUAUGACCACCACCAGCCAGUCAAAUGUGACAACUGCAUCCAUGACAACUAGCAACGUCACCAGCAAUAUGACAACUGCAUCCAUGACAACUAGCAACGUUACCAACAAUAUGACAACUUCGUCCAUGACAACCGCCUCUGGAAACUCUAGCGUACCAGUGACGUCAUAUAAACCAACUCAACCAACUAAAUCUACCACUACGACCGCCGCCCCCGAGUCGUCUGGAUUCAGUGGCGCCUCUUUCGGCGGGGGUAUCGCCCUCGGGGUGGUAAUUGCGGCUAUCCUUUGCUUCGGUAUCUAUAAGUACAAAGGCCGAAAUUCCGGGUAUGCCCAGUACUAGACCGUCUCAAAAUCUCAAUUCCAACACCAACGUUUAGGUGCUGGUGGGUUUUUAUUAGUUUUCUGUGAUUUAUUACGGAAGGAGACAUGUCAAAAUACAUGCUAUGAAUACUUUUAUACCUUUUGAUACUCCAGUUUGUACCGGUAUAUCACUGUAUUAGGGUUGCUGAACAGUGUAUUGCUGUGGCGUGUUGUUGUGACAAGUGCUAUGUGUUUAUAUGACCAUGAAUGCAUGUUAUAAUCAUAGAUCAUCUUUUGUAUUUAUAGUAGAGAGUUCUAUGUGUGAGCGAGCAAAUGAUCAAACGAGCGUGUUAGAGCGUGCUAGAUUGUGUUUUGUAAGAAAUGGCUGUUAGAACCAUUCUGUUAUUCUGUUUACCAUAUCAUGAGACAUUUUUUUAUUAAAGAAAAAUACCUUCAG
This is a messenger RNA of Magallana angulata, 1164 nucleotides long. RefSeq names its product probable serine/threonine-protein kinase mkcB. The transcript is spliced from 2 exons. Lineage: Eukaryota; Metazoa; Mollusca; Bivalvia; Ostreida; Ostreidae. The coding region runs from base 154 to 747 and encodes 197 amino acids. The record is from RefSeq and is a predicted model, not a curated record.